Thlaspi arvense is the source of this 1840-nucleotide messenger RNA. Lineage: Eukaryota; Viridiplantae; Streptophyta; Magnoliopsida; Brassicales; Brassicaceae. The record is from the annotation of a GenBank genome assembly.
UAAAUUACAAAGUAGACCCAAAACCCUGUUUAAACCUUCCCCUUUCUUAUUCCGAGAGACCCAUAGAGCAAUACUCGCCGCUUCUCAGAUGAAAUCCAUUUUCCGCACCAUUUCUCACCGCCGUCAUACCGGCCACCGAACCUUCGCCGAUACGGCGGAAGAUGCCUACAAAUUCGUAAGAGACAGAGGCCUCGACCACGCGGUGGAGAGAGAGAAGAAUCUCAGGCCGCUUCUAAGCAUCAAGGACCUAAUCAGAUCGGAGCCUGCCAAAUCAAUUCCGAUCUCCGUUAUCGCUAGCCAGAAAGACUCCCUGCGAGUUCCCCUCCGUCCGAUCGAGUUCAUCCGAGGCUACACUUCCGCUUUCCAGGAGUUUCUCCCCGGAGGAAUCGGCAUCCAUCCUCACAUCAGCCUCACGCCGGAGAUUCUCAACCUCGACGCCGAAGAGCAAUUGGUUUACGGGAGCGAGUCUUACAAGCAGGGUUUAGCUGAUAGGCUCUUGAAACUGCUGAUGAUCAAUAGGAUCAACAGAAUUCCUCUAGAGAUUCUCGAUUUGUUGAAAUGGGAUCUAGGUUUGCCUCAGGAUUACGUUGAAACCAUGGUACCUGAGUUCCCUGACUAUUUCAGAGUAAUCAAAUCGAGGUCACGAGGAUGUAUAGGGGAAUUGGAACUUGUUUGCUGGAGCAACGAACAUUCUGUAUCUGUGUUGGAGAAGAAAGCUAGAGCAGCAGCGAAAGGAGAUUACUCUAAAGGAUCUCCGAUUGCAUUUCCGAUGAAGUUCUCAAACGGGUUUGUGGUGGACAAGAAGAUGAAGAAAUGGAUCGAUGAAUGGCAGAAGCUGCCGUAUAUUUCUCCCUAUGAGAACGCACUUCAUCUUCCGGCGACCAGCGAUGAGUCUGACAAAUGGGCGGCGGCUGUUUUGCAUGAAAUCUUGAACCUUUUCGUGUCGAAGAAGGUUGAGAAAGAUGCAGUUUUGCAUCUUGGUGAGUUUAUGGGGUUGAGGUCGAGGUUUAAGAGGGUUUUACAUAACCUUCCCGGUAUUUUUUACUUGUCAAGUAAGCUUAGGACUCACACUGUGGUCCUUGUAGAUGCUUACAAGAGGGGAGUGUUGAUAGAGAGCAAUCAGUUGGCGACAAGCCGUAACCGUUACAUGAAACUCAUGAGUAAGGUUAAGAAAGCGAACAAUGCAGUGUCUAGCAGAAAGAGAGAAGACAAGGGGAAGGUAGAAGGAGAAGUCUGUGACACCGAUGCAAAAGCUGAGGAUGAUGAUGACAGUGACAUUUCUGGUUCUGAAGUCGAGGAUGAGGGUGUAGAAGAUGUUGUUGAUGAUGAUGAAGUGGAUCAAAACCAGAGUCGUAAGCGUGGUAGUAGAGAUUCAAGUCCAAGAGCAGGCAGGAGGAGUUUCGGGAAUUCAGGUUCACAGGAGAAGCCACAUUCAAGGUCGAGAGCAGGUAGGAGGAGUUUUGGGAAAUCAGGUUCACCGGAGAAGCCACGGUCAGGGCGCAACAAGGUCAACUUAACGACCGAGAAGAGGACUCAGAUAGCCUCGAGAAUUAUGUACUUGGUGAAAUGGACAAGUUCAGAAGAGUUAUGACGAGAUGUGAAACAGAACAGAGAAAGAAACCUGGAUCAAUUGAAGAUUAGGCAGUAUCACUAUGUCAGAACUCAGAAUCUGUCUUAUGGUAAACUAACCACUGGAUAGUCAAAUUGACUUAAGCUGUUGUGUAAGAAAUUAGAAAUUUUUGAGGUUUUAUGGGUAGAGUUUGUCAUCUAUCUUUAUCUAUUUUGUUUCUGCAACAUUUUGGUGGUAUUGGCAUAAAGUAAUAAAGUACCUUGGCUGCCA